CGAUAGUCAGACAUUCCUGGAUUCUUACUCCCCAGAGGUAACGGAGACGGGAAUCAGGUUCUUGAUUAGCUGUAAAACCUGUCCGAGUUUUUGAGGUUUUACAUUUGUUAGCAUUUGGUGCGAGAGUUCAUACCUCUGCGUGCAGUAGAAUUUUGUCUUCGCUUGUUUGCUUUUCCUACAAAUGCGAUGUUGGUAGUUUGGCGGUAUGCUUUGUCGAGGUUUGGCUGGCGCCAUUUUAGCAAAUGUUUGGUGGAGGUUAAUGGUGGAAGCUGAACUCGUUUGGUGUUUGGCAGAUUUAAUUUUUUAAUUUGGGAAAAUUGCAGAAAACUUCAACUUGUUAAGAUGUCAGCUUAUACAAUGGUUUAAUUUUCCUAUACUGGAAGUGGAAAUUGACACCUUAAAUUGCAGUUUCUGUUACAAUAGAACAUUUCAGAUAAUUGGCUUAUCAGGAUAUGUUGCAUACAAUGGUAAGGUUGAGGUUUCCUGUGAACAAUUUGAGGCAAUCACUUAAAUCUAUUUUGGAUCAAGGGGGGUUCCUUGGUGAUUACGUUUGCGCGAAAAGUGUUCGCCACGGCUGCUCAUAUGUUGGGAGUGUGAAUCUGAGCAGCAUACCAGAGUUUGGGCAAAAUGGCCAACUUACUGGAGAAACUGCAGCCAACCAUACUGAGACUUUGAACAGGAGAAUCAAUACAUCAUCCCAGCAUAAAUUUUCUUCUGCAGAGAAAGUAAUCGACUACAUGAACAAAGAUACAAUGUCUGACAGUUCUAACUUACCUGGUCUGAGUCCAACAAAGCCCGAUGAGAAGCCAAGAAUUGUAGUUCUGGGUACUGGGUGGGCUGCCUGCAGAUUUCUUAAAAGUGUAAAUACAAAAACAUAUGAUGUCGUCUGCAUAUCACCAAGGAACCACAUGGUUUUCACUCCCCUGCUUGCUUCCACAUGUGUUGGAACACUGGAGUUUAGGUCAGUUGCUGAACCAGUUAGCCGCAUACAAUCUGCACUAGCAAAAGCUCCAAAAUCACAUUUCUUUCUGGCAAGCUGCACUGGGUUAGAUACAGGGAAGCAUGAGGUUUAUUGUGAAACUACAAAUGGUCAGGAGCUGCCACAUGGGCCAUACAAAUUCAAAGUUGCAUAUGAUAAGCUUGUUAUUGCUUCUGGAUCUGAACCUUUGACCUUUAAUAUCAGUGGCGUGAAGAAGCAUGCCAUUUUUCUUCGUGAAGUACGUGAUGCACAGGAGAUAAGAAGAAAGCUUCUUCUGAAUUUGAUGCUUUCUGAAAACCCUGGACUGCUGGAUGAUGAAAGAAGACGGCUACUGCAUUGCGUUGUUAUUGGUGGUGGCCCUACUGGAGUAGAGUUUAGUGGUGAGCUGAGUGACUUCAUUAUGAGGGAUGUGCACGAGAAAUAUGCUCAUGUUAAAGACUACAUUCAUGUCACCGUCAUAGAGGCAAAGGAAAUCUUGUCAUCCUUUGAUGUGAGACUAAGACGAUAUGCAGUCCGACAUUUGACGAAGCAUGGUGUUCGGCUUGUUCAUGGGGUUGUCAAAGAAGUCCAGCCAAAGAAGAUACUGCUUAGUGAUGGCACUGAAGUUCCUUAUGGACUCCUUGUGUGGUCCACUGGCGUGGGACCAUCACCUUUUGUAAAAUCUCUUGAACUUCCCAAAUCUCCUGGAGGAAGGAUUGGUGUCGAUGAAUGGCUGAGAGUUCCUUCAGUUGAAGAUGUCUUUGCUAUUGGUGAUUGUGCUGGUUUUCUUGAACAAACUGGAAAGCCAAUUCUUCCAGCUUUGGCACAGGUUGCAGAAAGAGAAGGUAAAUACCUUGCGAAGUUGUUGAACCAAAUUGGGAUGAAUAAUGGUGGCAAAGCAUUAGCGGCUAAAGAUGUUCCUCUUGGUAACCCUUUCGUUUACAAGCACAUAGGUAGCAUGGCUUCUGUUGGGCGAUACAAAGCAUUGGUUGAUUUGCGUAAGAACAAGGAUGCGAAAGGCAUAUCUCUUGCAGGCUUCACGAGUUGGCUGAUCUGGCGUUCUGCUUACUUGACGCGUGUAGUCAGCUGGAGGAAUCGAUUUUAUGUGGCUGUAAACUGGGCUACCACUUUCAUUUUUGGCAGAGACAACUCAAGGAUAUAAGCAAUUGCUAGCACACAACUGCUAGGUGUACUAUUGGCACCUACACUCCUUUCGUGUGAUCUCUUGGUAUUUCCUUUCUGCUGGGAAUAAUAGAUCUCAUAGUAGCCUCCUCAUUUUGGCUGUUGUAAUCACUUUCUUGUGUGCCUUCUUGUACCUCCUUUUUCUUUCUUAAUCUUGCAAAACUAGCAAAUAUACGUGGGUGGGAGGUACAAAGGGUAUAGCCGCUCUGUAUAAGGUUAAAGUCCUUCACCAAAGAACUCGUGACGAAGCGAGGUAAACUUGUUCCAUAUGUGGUGGAAAGUUUCAACUAGAGUAUACAGUAGGAUCUUGUCAGUGGAAGUGAAUGUAAACUAUGUUUUGCCUUUCCUUUUCACGCUUGGAAUCUGAAUCUGUCCAUCUGGCAAGGAUAGAAGACUUAGCUCAGUAAUCAAAGGAGUAAAGGAGGUUUAUAAUCCUCUUUUUUUACUUUGAGAAGUUUGAUAAUAAAAUUGCAUUUGGUGAUUUUCUUUCUGUGGAUAGGCGUACUGGAGUCAGAAUGACUGCUACCAGUAUGCUGACAGCAACAUAACGUGCAUGUUAAACUCUAGCUUCUUCAAUCCAAAGGCCUUCAUUCCAACCAUUGGCCGAAGUUGGUGAAGAUCUUGUUUGCAAAUGGAUGCGCUUUCUAGUGGGAAUCAUCCAUAGACUUGUGCGGUAUUAACAUGCCAUUGCCAUUAUCCUUUGACGCCUGCAAUGUCCAACAGGCUUCGUGAUUCAGUUUCAUGGGUGUUGGUACUUUCCAAUCACGAUCAUCUUGACCGGUUUGUGAUGUUGCUUGAUUCUUUCAUGUCAUCAUUUGAAAACGAUACUCACUAGAACCAUCAACUGUAAGCAUUUGGUGCUCAACUUUUGGUGGGUAUGGCACCUGUGUUUACAACAGAGAACAGAUCCUGCACAGUAUGAUUACACAAAAACUGUGUCAUCAUACAAAGUAGAUUUCAAGUUUAAGGCGUGUGUCGAAAUUCUAAUGAUGCAGCUCCAAAGCCAUAAAUCUACUUUAGGAUGGCGUGUUUGAAUAUGUAAGUAUGAUUUCUUUGGAAUGAAAAAUUUGUCAGUUCAAAGUUGUUGAAGUUUCACAGGUCAUAAGAUCUUGUUUAUACAUCUCACCUGACCAAUACUAGAUUUUUCAGCUUUGAACUGUGGAGACCAUAUGGGUAUGUUUAGUACGCCUUAGCCGGAUUCACAGACAGAAUUUACAGGGUAACAGUUAGUAGUUUUUGUAUUGGCGUGCCGUAAGAAUUCAACGUUGCAACUGGAUGAAUAAAAUACGAUUACUUGUAUGAGGUAGCGCAAUGAUUCGGUUUUAGUUCCUUUUUUGUCUAUUCGUUGAUCAAAAAGGCAUACUGUUAAUAACAAUAAUAUGAUGGUGAUGGUGGUAUCGAUGGCAUAAUGGUUUGACAUUUUUUUAGGAAUCUGGGGAAAUAAGAGGCAAACAUGAAUCACAAGCUUGUCCUCUUGAAAGUUUUCUCACCGAGAGAGACGCAAACAAACUCAGGCGGCUUGCUGACCCAAAAAAACAGAGCCACUAGAGUGGUGCCGUCAUCAUUUUGGCAGAAUUUGGACACCGAAAGGAAGACAAAGGACCCAAAUUCGAGUGAGAGAGAGAGAGGACUCGCAUUCUUCCGACCGGGGAUGCACACGGAGAGACGGAAUUGCAGCCUGAGGAUUUACAGUGGGGAGCUAGCAGAGCUAGGUCGCGGCGGGUGGGGUGAGGUGACGGCCCCUGAAGAGGGAAACGAGAGAGUGACCCACGAUACAGGCGAUGAUGACCUUGAUUUGGCCGCGUUUCGGAAUGAGACGGCCAGGAGCUCUCGGGAUAAUGGACCUGGGCCCGGCCAUGGCUGUUCUGCUCUCCAUCGGAGCUCUUCUUCUCAGCUGCUGCUUUCUUCUGGUUCUGGACCUCUGGUUGGCUGCGCGUAAGAAGCGUGUGGAAAUGG
Molecule: messenger RNA, 4096 nt
Organism: Nymphaea colorata (pocket water lily)
Lineage: Eukaryota; Viridiplantae; Streptophyta; Magnoliopsida; Nymphaeales; Nymphaeaceae
Product: internal alternative NAD(P)H-ubiquinone oxidoreductase A2, mitochondrial-like
Exons: 9
Coding region: 453-2120 (555 amino acids)
Molecular function (GO): NADH dehydrogenase activity
Source: RefSeq, a predicted model, not a curated record